ACCUUUUUCAGUCAAUGAUCUCCUCUUCUUUCUUUCCGCUUUAGGUCUUCUUUUCUGUAAGGUGAAUUAUCUUGUAUUUAUGUAUUAUGGGAAAUGGGUGAAAUUGAUUUAUUUAUGUGUAAUCAAUGAUGGAACAGGGUUGGUGGAUCUGGCAUGGACUAAGAAGCAAAGCAAGGAACAUCCCGGGAGAGUGAAUGAUCCUCUGAAGCUGCCAAAAUGGAGCCAUGAUGGUUCCAGCACUGGUCAAGCCCCUGGCGAAGACACCCCCAAGCAAUGUUUAAGGACCCAUUCAGAGGGGGCAACAAUAUCCUGUUCAGCUGGUGAACCAAUACGAACAAAUAAGAGACAUAAUGCAGCAAAAAUAUUCAGCCACCCUGAUGUUAUUGCUGAAGAACCCUGGGAUUAUUGCAUGUACAUUCAGUUUAAACAAAAUAAGUAUGCUAUGGAGCAAGAAUACACAUUGCUGCAAAAACAUACAAAAUGGCCAAUUGGAUGGCCUCUUGCUGGCUACCCUGGACGCCGGGGCCCAUACUACUGUGUUGUUGGCACUGGUAAGGCCGGUGGACGUGACGCUGUGAACUCCCACUAUAAAGCCUGUCUUUACGCUGGAAUUAACAUUACUGGUAUCAAUGCUGAAGUGAUGCCUGGACAGUGGGAAUUCCAAGUUGGACCAGUUGUUGGCAUCACCACUGGGGGUGAGUUGUGGGUGGGUCGUUACAUUCUAGCGAGGAUUACUGAGACUGCUGGAGUUGAUCUCUCUUUUGAUCCAAAACCUGUCCAGGAGCAUAUCGUUGCUUAUGAGGAAGGCAAUGAACGUCGUCUGACAGGAAGGCAUGAAGCUGCUGACAUCAACACACUCUCAUGGAUAUUGAUCUCUUCUUUCCUUGUGUAUGUGUCUCUGCCACGAGGAGUUGCCAACCACAGGGUGUCUAUUAGAGUUGGAAGAGAGACAGAAAAGAGAGGGAAAGGAUACUUCGAGGACAGGAGGCCUGCUGCCAACAUGGAUCCCUUUGUCGUGGCCUCCAUGAUUGCAGAGACAACCAUCUUGUGGAAACCUUGAGAAGGCAACUAUUACUUGCUCUGUGUUAGCAUUGCAGUGUUGUUUUUGGCAUUUUUUUUACUCCAUUUGCAUAUAAUUUGACUGUGGACAUGAAUGCACUUCAUGUCUCUCAGAUGAAAGGUUUUCCUUUCUUCUCCCCUUUAUUCUUCUUCAUUUUUCUCCGCUGCUGCUUAUCAAAAUUUCUACAGGUUUGCUACUUUUAAUUUUUAUUGUGGCCUUUGGAUGACUUACCACAGAUCACGGAUCUAAUCUCCAAGAUGCAAUAUAGAACAAGUGGUGUU
This is a messenger RNA of Rubroshorea leprosula, 1341 nucleotides long. The record is from the annotation of a GenBank genome assembly. Lineage: Eukaryota; Viridiplantae; Streptophyta; Magnoliopsida; Malvales; Dipterocarpaceae.